AUGCCGCCCAAGAAGGUCUAUGUCCAGCCCGCAAGCUCUCGCCGCCAGCCCAAGGGCUUCUUCAGGUCCACUUACGACUCCCUGACGUCGCCUGAGAACUCCUCCAUGGUCAAGGCCAUUGCUUCGUUCGGCGUCGGCGUUACUUUCCUUGCAAGCUCGUGGGGCGAGUUUCUGCUUCCUCCGAUGCACAACAAGGAGAACCGUGACGACUGUACACUACGAGACGAGACGGGCACGAGCGGAUGGAUGACAUGGAAAUGGAAGGCAUCAGUCAAGCUGGGAGUUGAUGCCCGGUUGUCCUUGGCGACGGCCCACGGAUGA
Diaporthe amygdali is the source of this 321-nucleotide messenger RNA. RefSeq lists its product as uncharacterized. Bases 1 to 321 code for a protein of 106 amino acids. The transcript is spliced from 3 exons. NCBI's taxonomy places the organism in Eukaryota, Fungi, Ascomycota, Sordariomycetes, Diaporthales, Diaporthaceae. The record is from RefSeq and is a predicted model, not a curated record.